GGUUUCUGCCGCAGACCUUCUUUGUCCUCCGCUUGACGCCGCUGCCGCCGCCGCUCAAUGAACGAGUCUGUGGUGGUGCCCCGUGUAGGGGAACAGCAGCCCGUGAACUCAUUCUCAGACUUCCAGCGCAACUGCAACCUGCUCGAGAACGCGCUAGGCGACCCGACCACAGAUCCAUUGCCGUCGUUGCAUACACUGUGGACGUGGAUCGAUUGGGUGAACCGAGGCAUGGGCACCCCCAAGCACGACCAACACCUCUAUGCAGUGUGUCUUCCCCGCGUCGCGAACGGCUUCUUGCGGCGCAGCUUCAACCUGUUCCCUGACCACCACGACAUUCCCCCACAGAUCAUGAACUUUCUCCGUGAGGUCGUUCGGUUCAUCGUGCUUCGUAUGCAACCUGGUACCGACAUCUUUGCGUCGUACUUGGACACAAUUCACAACAUUUUGAACCCAAGCCACCUCUUCUACCAAUGCCACGGCCUGUCCGCGUCCCCCGUCGCCGAGGUCGACGAUGACGACUCCCAUGCCACCAUCCCGCUCGACCUGCCAAGUGACCGCAUCGUCGGCACCAUUGUGGACGCCUAUCGAUCCAACCAUCGCACGUGGUACGAAGGCGUGAUCAUGAGCCACGACGCAGCUCAGAACCAAGUAUACGUCGGGUUCUUUGGCCACGACAGCGAAGGCGACGGAUGGAUUUCCAUCGACAGCCCACACCUGGCGCCGCGUGGAAGCAUGUCGAGCGGCCGUCGCGGCCAAGGUCCCAUCCGCGUCGACUUGGACGAGCCCAUCCCGGACGAGGCGGACCCUGCAUCUCCAACGUCCGUGGACUUGGCGCAGCAUUACGCGGUGACCAUCCCGUUCGCGAUUCCUCGGACUCGCGUGCCCGCGUCUCAUUUCUUUAUUGAUCUCGUGAACGCGUUUGGGUCGGUCGGGGGCUUCCAUAAACUGCCGUUGCUCCGAAACAGCAACUCGCCAACGUCGUCGGUCGUGUCUGUCGCAUUGGUCACGACCUCCCUGUCCCUCGUUGCCAAUGUCGCCCCGUGGCUCACUCGGCCGUGGGCUUCUACCAUCGUAACACAGUGCAACAAUUGGAUCCAGCAGCAUUUGGCCGCCGUGGAAUUGAGAUCCGUGACCAAGGCCAUGCUGGACACACUGCAUGUAUCGGUCAAGACCUUGUGUCGACGGGUAGCCAGUCGUUAUGAUGCGUCUGAGAAGGCGGACGCGGUGCUCCUGCAAGUGUGUCUGCAGUGUCUGCACAGCUCCGUGCUCGAAAUCCGGCUGCACGGGCUCAAGUGCCUCACCGACUUUAUUCCGUUGAUCCGACAAGCUCAGGUGUACCCGUUUGGUGUCAAGUUGGUGCCGUCGUCGUUAACAAAUCAAUAUGGGCCGCCACCAACGUCGUCGAUGGUGAUUCAUAUCCCCAUUAGCGAAUCCACGUCAAAGUCGGACUUGGCGGCGUGGUGCACCCACCACCGGCUCCUGCACCUACUCUGUGACUCACACGAGCAAGUGAUUCGGCGGUCGUGUGAACUGCUGCGGUUCCUCUGCGAUGCCGACGCGUUCUCGCUGGCAGAUCUGCACGUGGUGUGGCAUGCAGUGCAAUCCAACGGUCUGGACGUGCGCGCCAGCUGGCUAUUUGUGCUGGAGGCGCUGGCGUCGUACAUGACGGUGCCAGUGUGUUGGGCUUUGUUAAGGUUGAUCCAAGACCUGGGCGUGUCGUCUGUUUCCAUGCUGGGGCUAUUGGGGGCGCUGGCCAAGUACGCCCCUCUCGACAGUUAUGACGACGACAUCGAAGGCAGGGCGGCGGACGAUCUGCUAUUUGCCACGCCAAAUGUGUUUGUCGAGCGGUGUUCGGUCCGUCAUGCAGCCAUGCAGCUGCUGUGGGCGACUAUGGAGGACACAACCGACGUGGCCAAGCGGAUGCUGUAUGACACUGCGAAAACGCAGCUCCAGGACGCAAUCAAGGCCAACGUGGACGACCUACUGGACGACGACAGCAGCGAAAAGUGGACCCCCCCCGUGGUCUUGGGCUGUGUGUCGUACCUCCUGGAGCUGGCCGUGCACAGUCUGACUAGGCAUCGCAACGUGCCCCAAGCGUUUGGCAUUGUAGGGUUCAUCUUGACGCUGUUUGAGGACGCCACCGCCAAGCGCGACGCGAUCGCCGCCGCGCUCGAGGCCCGUGGGGUGCUCCAGCUCGUCUUGGACGACCUCGUGCAGUUUAAAGCGUCGUACGCACCCGACAACAGAAAUGGUAGCUACCGCGUCGAUGUGGCGGCGGACGGCUCGGGGCUGGCGGGGCUGAAUGCCCGGCUGCUAGCCGACGGCAGCCACGUCGACUUUGUCGACCACAUCAAGGCGCGGCUCGGGUUUCUCUCGCUGUGGCUCAAUAUCCAGCCGACGCUGGCGUGGCGGUUCGACCAGCUGCGGCUCUUGUGGACCGAAUUGAAUGAAUAUGCGACACUGGGCACGGAACGCACGAUGCUGUUCAAGUGGCUCACGACCAACGCAUUGCACUGGAACGCGUCGACCGUAUCGUUUGUGUUUCAAGAGUUGCUCGGGAACGAAGUGUUCUUGACCAGCGGGGCCUUGUCGCCGUUGAGUUUGCAGUGUUUUCUGUGCUACUUUCGUCUGACCAACCAUCACCAUGGCCUGCUUACACUCGACCACGUCGCAGGAACUCCCACGUCGCAGAACCAGUUUGCGAUCCACCACCUGCCGCUCAUGGGGACGUCCAUGCUGUGGACCGUGUUGCUACGCGGGCGCCCCACAUCCCAUUCCCACGUUGUGUUUGUACAAACGAUCAAGUUUCUCAUGCUGCUGCCGUUCAAACUCGAUCCAGAGCUGCCCCCGCUCAACCUCGUCGCAGACGGACUCGACUACUUGGAGCAAGCGACCGACGCGUCCGUGCGCAGCCGAUGCCUCACUGUCCUUGCCAGCAUCAUCGGCACGGACGAAGCGUCUGCCGCCGCGCUGGCCACCGGCGACUGGGUCCCGCACGGCAAGGCUUCCCGCGGCCCCCCGCUCCACUUGACCGUGAACAACAGCAUCAAACUGACGGCCACCACUGGCCAGCGCCUGCCGCUCGACGUGUACGCACACGAUACGGUGCUCGAGAUGCAGGUGGCGGUGGCGCGGAAGCUGGACACGGCGCCACUGUCGACCAAAGGGCUCCGCUUCUUUCGCAUGGGCAGCGAAAUCCACGAGCUGAGCCGGUGUGUGACACUGGCGGACGCGGGGUUCCGCGACGGCGACACGGUGCUUGUCGUGAGCCGACCCAACAUCCCCCUCGCGCCGAGCAUCCCGCGGCCAGCGGUCGUGUUUGAGCCGCGCCUCGUGGACGUGCUCAUGUCGCUGAUCCGAGAGCACGACGCCAAGGAAGCGUGGGACCUGCUCAUGCGACUGCCGACGCCCGCGGCCGUGGUGGACGCGAUCCGGACGCAUGCCGACACGUGGUCGUCGUCGCUGUUGGUCGCGUCGGUGCCCCACGGAAGUCAGACGCAGCUGCUGUAUCGGUUGCAAGUGCUCGACAACUUGAUCCAUGACGACAAUACCACGGGCGAUGCCAUGCUCACGACAUUUGUCUUGACGGAUGGACCUGCGUGUAUUGUCGACUUGUUUCUCGCCAAUAGUCGCCGCCAUGAAGAAGAACAAGAAGAAGGCAGAUCAUUCCGGACGUACUUGCGCCAUCAAGUGACGAUGGGGUGUCUGCGCCUCCUAGUGACCAUCCUCGCCCACGCACCCACGUACAAGGACUACGUUGUUCCCAAAACCGUCGAGUUUGACCCAGAACAUGUCAACAUGGACAUUCCCGUCGUGGUGGAGCUCGUGCUCAGUCCGUACCGCGACCCGACCACGAGUCCGUUUGUCCCAACAAGUAUGGGACAAACCACCAGCGAUGCCACGUCACAGGCGGCCGCCGCCGUGCAAGACCACGUGGCUGCCCUAAUUGCAUCCAUCGACUAUACAUCGCUCCAUGGCGCGUGUUGUCGGCUGCUCACGGAUGCGCUUCAAGCUGCUUCCUCUUCUGACAUGGCAAUUGAAGCUGGCCUUCGCCUGUACCUGAUCUGUGCCUCGUACUCGCGUCUGUUUGAAACCCUUCCGGUAGACAUUAUCCGGAUGAUGUUUACGAGCACAAGUCGACGGGUGCGCCAUUUGAUUACGCAUGCGUUGCUCGUGUUGAGUUUUGCGCGUGACUCGAUCGAGUUGGACCCGGUGCGAUGUGGCGUCGUGGCGCAGCAACUUGUAGAGCUAGAGACAAACGGCCAGCCUCUCCCUCUGCGAUACAGUACGCUUCUGGGGCUGUUUCUGUACACGUGGCAAGCACACCCGGCGCCCCAAGCGCUGUUGGACGCACAUGUGACAGCGUUACAGACCCACACGUCGAAAUCGUCGGCGUUUCUCACCGAUGCCUCGACCAGUUUGUUCUCGACCAACGACGCCGACCCAGUCCUCGGCGAGCUGUUUAUCCUGCGGUGCCUCGUCGCAGGGUUUCCAGCCCUCCAGACGUUUCAGCCCAACUUGCUCUUAGAAGUGUGGCACACAUGUCUCAUGUCGUACCCGUCGACCACCAACGAGUCGUGGCAUCCGCGGUGUACGUCGGCCACGAGUCGGCAAGCCGCGUUCCGACUCGUGGUCGAUCUCUCGACGUACCCGUCGCGGUCGGCGGACGUGACCAAUGGCAACUUUGCAUUUGUGGUGCACCAACUAGCUCGGUUGGUACUGGAAUCUCCCGUCAAGCCCUUCUACGACGACUGGGAGUGGAGUUGGGACCCGCACCUCCAAAUGAAAGCCUCGUACGUGGGCCUUCGCAACCUCGGGUGCACAUGCUACUUGAACUCGACGCUCCAGCAGCUGUAUAUGACGCCAUCGAUUCGCCGCGCGGUGCUCACAAUGCCAAUCUCCGAGGCGGACCCCCCCGUGUUUGCGCACAUCCAGCGCCUCUUUGCGACGCUGCAAGAGAGCCAGCUCAAACAUGUGGACCCUAGCCACCUCUUGGCGUGUCUGACGGACGAAACCGGCGCCGGUCCGCUCAACGUGAUGGUCCAGCAGGACGCCGAGGAGUUUCUGACCAAGUUUUGCGAUGGUUUGUCCGAGUAUUUAACCCAAUGUGAUGGCGCGAAUCCUCCCUUGUUUGGGGGAACCGUGUGCACGCAGCUCGUGUGCCAAGGCGGAUGCCAUUCGAUCCGGGAGACAGCUGCGACAUCGUUUGUGUGCAUGACGGUCGAGGUAAAAGGCCACGACUCGCUCGUCCAUUCGCUACAGACGUGGUCGGAUGGCGAAGUCCUCAGCGGCGUCAACUGCGACAUGUGCGGCACCAAGCAGGACACGAUGAAGCGCGACUGCCUCGAUCAGUUACCUGAGACACUGUUACUCCAUCUCAAACGGUUUGAGCUCAACUUUGAUACGUUCUUACGGGAAAAAGUCAACGACGAGUUUCGGUUUCCUCUCAAACUUGAUAUGUUUCCAUACACCAAAGCCGGCUUAUUGCAAAGCGAACAAGAACGUGAUGACGUGGCAGCACAUGACGACGCGAUGUACGACCUCGUGGGAUGUGUGGUGCAUAUGGGGAGUACAGAAUCGGGUCACUAUUACUCGCUGGUUCAAGACCGAUCGAAUGGCCAGUGGGUCGAGUUUAACGACGAGCAAGUGACCAAGUUCGACCUGGGCCAGCUAGAAACCGAGUGCUUUGGCGGGGCUGACAAGGGUCACAGUACCAAUUCGUGCGACAGAGAUCCGUAUGCGCGAAGUUCGCCGUUGAACUCGAAGAGCGCGUACAUUUUGGUGUACGAACGACGACGACAUGCCGACGCGGCUUCCGAGUUGGCACCGACCGCCGUACCGCCGCCGUCGUCCGUGAUGGCCGACCUCGCGGCCGAGAACCAAGCAUUUGUCCAGUCGUGUUAUGCCCACGAACAAGAGUUUCUCGCGUGUGUGUGCACGUUGCUGGAGCAGUUUCCCACUGUAUCGCAGCCGUUACACGAGGACAUGGCACAGUGGACGUUUCUCAUGUCGGCCGUACGAUGCAUCCCGCUGUACGCGCGCGCGUUCACGUUGGCGCCGUUGCCGUUGCUGUCGUUGGUUGGCAACCACGUCACAUGCCCCACGUUUGCCGGUGCUGUUCUGGGCCAUUUUGUCCAGCACAACUUGGCCGAGUUACUCGACGUGUUGCUGCACUGCACCAAGCCGAGUGUUCGCGUCGAGUUUUCCACGUUGCUGGUUCAUCUGUGCACGUUGGUGCUUGAAAAUGACUUGGCGGCGCUCCAAGCUGACAGCGCCGCUGCCACGUCGACGUCGGUGAUUGGUCGGCUCGUGGACGCGAUGCACUUGUUUGGCAUGGUGGAUGACGUGGCGAGUCACUGGCGCCACAUGAACGAGUGGAUGGGAGUGCUGGCUGGCUUGGCGGAACUCCAUCCGGCGGUGCGGAACCUCCUGCGAGCGCGCAAGUGCGGCAUGUACUUGCUCGACUUGUACUUGGGGGAUCUGAGUCCACUCAUGGGCAACCAGUACGCCGCAUACAGUCGAAAGCGGCUCCCCAAGGUAUUGCCGCCGUCGGCGCUCGUGCGGCCGCUCUCAAUCGUAGCCCGACUGUAUCGAGACCAGGUGUACACGGCUGUGGACAGUGAAACCCGGUCGUGUCUGCUACUCAAGACGCUGUACGUCAAGAUGUUUAGCCAUGCCGACCAUGCCAAGGCCCUGGCGGACCUGCUCGUAAGCUGGAGCUGCGACUGGGAAGCGUACACGACGUCUGUGAUAAACGUCGUGGGGGACGUCGUCGGCCAUUUGAAUCCGUACGGUACUACCACCGCUGGACUCGUGUACGUACUCGACGGGUUUCUCGGGCUCUCGGAUUCGCUGCAAGAGACUCGAGUGAGCCAGUGGUUUGACGUUAUGGCCAAGCACAUGGAUGGCCUCAAGAGCGCCCAGGCGCAGGCGCAGGUGGUGGGUGUGAUGCUGUGGCUGGGUACACGACAUGUUCAUGUCCAAAUGUGCUUGAAAUUGCACUUGGAGUCGUGGGGGCCGUCGGCGGGGUCGGUCGUCGCGCUCAUGGCGAAGCAGCCGUGGGCGUUGGUUGUCGAGCUAGCAGACCAGUCGACCGUCGAGUGGUCCCAUGCGAAGAGCUUGGAGCGAAUGACGGAAAUGCUACUCGAAUACGACCUCGGGCUCGGCUGGCUGGAGGUUCACGAAGCGGCAGGGGAAUCGUUUGACGAUGCAGACCCGACGGCGUAUAUGUGGGAUGCAACGUUAGACUGAUUGCGACUGGAUCGAUGUGACGAAGAUAAAUAUAUACUUGGGUCGAGUUUAUAUAUAUAUAUAUAUAUAUAGAUACUGUACAUGUGCUGGG
This is a messenger RNA of Aphanomyces astaci, 7342 nucleotides long. RefSeq lists its product as hypothetical. The transcript has 5 exons. Lineage: Eukaryota; Oomycota; Saprolegniomycetes; Saprolegniales; Verrucalvaceae. The record is from RefSeq and is a predicted model, not a curated record. Gene Ontology annotation, cellular component: cytosol; nucleus. Bases 58 to 7251 code for a protein of 2397 amino acids. Gene Ontology annotation, molecular function: cysteine-type deubiquitinase activity; protein binding; cysteine-type endopeptidase activity. Gene Ontology annotation, biological process: protein deubiquitination.